AUAAAUUUCCUAUUUCACCUCAUCUGCUGUUAGCCAUUGCAUCACACACAUUCAACAAUUAAGUGAAAGUCUGAUCUUUGAUGAUAACCAAACUCUUUCUAAGCGCCUACCUAAGAUUAGAUUCACUUGUGCUUCUUGUUAAACUGUAUGUACAAUUUUCUAUCCUAGUUUCCAUUAUUGAAGGAAGAAAGAUAUUGACAUGGAUAUGAGCGGAGAUAAUUCAAGAGCUUCCUGGGUUUCUAUUACCCCAGUGAAGCAAAAUCGAGACCCGAUCUGUAGUUAUCAGCAAGAAAAUCAAACAACUCAGCCUUGCAACUUUGUUCCUGGACAAGUUUGCAAAGAAACUGAGCUGCCUGAAUCAAGUCAGGUCUCCCAUGUUCUUCAUGGAACUGGGUUUCCUGAAUUAUCUGCUCACAGCAGUUUGACAAAUCCUGUGAAAGCAACCACUGAAUUGAGUGGUACAACCUUCUCCAUGGAUUGUGUUGAUAAAAAUAUUCCAUUUUGCGAUCUAUUGGCACUUGCAAAUGCUGCUGCCAAGACAGCUUUGGGGUCAAACGAUGUUAUUGGUUCUAUACCAGUAACUCGGUUUGAAGAUAAAGAAGCAGAAGAAGGGAAUGAAACAAAUCAAUUAGGAAAGGAGAAACAAUUUGAUAACAAUAUGGGUGUUGUCCAGCAAACAGAACAAUCAAGUGAUGCCAUAUCCUCACAAGUGUUAGAGAAAAACAAUUCUGGUCCAGGGGGUAAUGUAAGUUUGGGCAGAAGCACACCAGCGCAGCAAAAACCAAGGAGAAAAAGGUACAUGCCCAAGGUAGUAAGAGAAGGCCAGCCUAAAAGAACCCCCAAACCAACAACCCCAAAACCUGUUAAACCAAAUGAUACCCCAAAACCUAAGAGAAAAUAUGUUCGAAAGAAAGGAACCAGCAUUCCACAAAAUCCUCUCUUUGUAGAUUUAACUGAAACAGAUGAGGAAACUCCAAUAAACUUAACUAACACAACCAGAAACUUUUACCCAGACACUCCCUCGGUAAAUUUAGACAGCAGUAAGUCAGAGACAGCUGGCCGUCCCCAAAGAUCCUGCAGAAGAUCGUUGAACUUUGACAGUUUGCAAGAGGAAGAAGAAAGUUCUCCAUACAGCAAUGCCUCAGGAUUUCAAUCACAAAUUUCUUACGCAAAAUUUCAAUCUCAGCUUGGGCAGGGACCGGACGUGAGUGCUGUAAAAGGUCAAUUGGAUCAAAUAGCUGAUGUCCAAAGUUGGAGUACAAGAGCCAAAUGUCGCAUUGUUUUCUCAGACGUAACUCAUGACAAGGAGUCGAAUGUCAUACAGAUGAUAGAUUUAAAUUCUCCUCCAGCGUCUAGUAGUCCAAAUGAUUCCAACUGCAGCACCAGUACCCCAUUAUCCAAAGAGGAACAUGCUAGAAGGAUGAAGAGAGGACAUCCAAGUCCCGCUGAUGAUCUCUAUAACACCAAUAUAGUUGGGGCACGCCAAAAUUCUGUACAAGCAUAUCUAGCAAAGUUCCCAGUUGAUCAGGAUAUCGAUGAUGGUAUUCCUGGAAUGCACUUUCCAGCGAUUUAUAAGAAAAAGAGAACUGAAAAAUGCCAAAAUGUAAUAGAUCAGACAACUGGAUACUCUCCAAAGGUUAACUGGGGGGGUGCUUUCACACCAGAGUCAUUUGCAGCUCAAUGUGCUAAACCUCUCAUUACUGGAACCAUGAUGGAUACAGGCAAUAAGGGAACUAGAAAGAAGCGCUCAAAGGCCUCUACUAGAGUACGGGAUAUCGCUUCUCUGAUUGAAAUUGCAGAGAGCAUACAAUCAACAAGAUUAAGUAUCCAGCAAGUUGGAACUUCCCGUCAAUCAUACUGCCAUACAGCAAAAACAACCAAGAAGCGAACUAAGAGAAAUCAUCGGGCUUCAGGUGCGUUUCCUGUUGAUGCGCUAGUUGAACAUUUAAGGCAUCUAGAUAUCAAUGCAGAAAGAAAGCAGGUUGCAUACCCUAAUGUGUGGGCACGCAGCUACAAUACUGCACAAUAUCAAGAGCAAAAUGCAAUCGUUGUUUAUCAGAGAGAUGGCACUCUUGUGACUGUUAAGAAACGAAAAUCACGCCCUAGAGUUGACCUAGAUGAUGAGACAACUAGAGUCUGGAAACUUCUGCUGCAGGACAUAAAUAGUGAAGGUAUUAAUGGGACAGAUGAAGAGAAAGAAAAAUGGUGGGAAGAGGAGAGAAGAAUUUUUGAUGGAAGGGCAAACUCAUUUAUUAAGUGCAUGCAUCUUAUUCAAGGAGACAGGACCUUUUCCAGGUGGAAGGGGUCAGUUGUGGACUCUGUUGUUGGUGUUUUCCUUACACAGAAUGUCUCAGACCAUCUGUCCAGUUCUGCCUAUAUGUCACUCGCUGCACAAUUUCCCCUUGUUGAAAAGAGCAACCAUAAUCCACUUUCGGAAGACGUGGUGAACAUUACAGUAAAUGACUUAGAAGCAUGCAUACUAAAUCCAGAUGAUACCAUCGAAUGGCAUGGUAUUAAGUCAAAGCCACCCACUUUAACCCAAAAAUCAACAAUACUUGAGGAUGUUGAAAGUAAUGAAGACAUAGAAGUAGUCAACAGCAAUGAAUCCUCUGUAAGCAGCAUGUGUUGUAUUAUACCAAAAGAUAUUUCAAGCUGCAAUUGCUCGGACAUUGCUGGGACCACAUCUUUUGUUGAGCUUCUACAUAUGACAGAACAAAACAAGUACAAUGGGACAGCCAUAUCAGGCAUACACUGGGAAGGAAAAGAAGUUUUUUGUAGUUCAGAAAGUGGAUUAUCAAGAGAAAAUGCAAGCCACAGUGUAGUUCAUCACAUGGUGGAAAUCCAAAGUAAAGAGGUACAGAGCUGCACUCGAAAUGAUUUCCCAGAUUGCAGCAUUCAAACUGAGUUGGAUAUAGUGUGUCAUCCUCAAACAUCUUCUUCAGACCUUAAGAAUGAGGUCAAAUCCUCUGAUCAAGACCAGGUCGAGAGAAUUAAUUAUACUGAAGGACCUAGGACAUUGGAAGAGACAGGUGGCACUGGUACUUCUGAUAUUUCUACAAAGAAUGAGCAGGAAUCAAGUCUAGAAAAACACAAUUCUCUUUCACCCACGAUCACUGAUGGCAAGACUUAUAAACCCAAAAGGGGAAGAAAAGGUAAACAACCUGCAGUUAAAUGGGAUAGCUUAAGAAAGCAAGCACAGGUCAAUGGUGAAAGAGUGCGCACGCCUGAUACAUCUGACUCGGUGGACUGGGAGGCAGUAAGGCGUGCUGAUGUUGAAGAAGUUGCUCACACAAUCAGAGAAAGGGGAAUGAACAACAUGCUUGCCGAAAGGAUUAAGGCAUUCCUUGAUAGACUUGUUAGUGAUCACGGAAGCAUUAACCUUGAGUGGUUGAGGGAUGUCCCACCUGACAAAGCAAAAGAAUAUCUACUGAGCAUCAGGGGGCUGGGUUUAAAGAGUGUCGAAUGUGUUCGGCUUCUAACGCUGCACCAUAUUGCUUUCCCAGUUGACACAAAUGUGGGACGUAUAGCUGUUAGACUGGGAUGGGUACCGCUUCAGCCACUGCCUGAAUCGCUGCAGUUGCAUUUGCUUGAAUUGUAUCCUGUGCUGGAGUCGAUCCAAAAGUAUCUCUGGCCAAGACUCUGCAAGCUGGACCAAAGAACAUUAUAUGAAUUGCACUACCAGAUGAUCACAUUUGGGAAGGUCUUCUGCACAAAAAGUAAACCUAAUUGCAAUGCGUGCCCCCUAAGAGGAGAGUGCAGACAUUUUGCAAGCGCAUUUGCAAGUGCAAGGCUUGCCCUACCAGGGCCAGAGGAAAGAAGUAUUGUUGCAUCAGGAUAUAAUGUAGUCAAUCCAAACCCUGUUGUGAACAUAAAUAGAUUACAGCUACCUGCAUCUCAGAGUGAUCAAUUAUCGGAAAAGAAUAUGCAGAUCAGCCAUUGUGAGCCUAUAGUUGAAGUACCUGCAUCACCAGAGCCCAUAAUUGAGGUGCCAGCAACACCAGAGCCUGAAAGAGCAGAAGGAGGAGAAGAUGACAUUGAGGACCUUUUUGAUGAAGAUCCCGAUGAAAUUCCUACAAUCAAGUUGGACAUCCAGGAGUUCACACAAACCUUGCAGGAGUACAUUCACAGGAAUAUGGAACUUCAAGAAUGUGAUGUGUCCAAGGCUUUGGUGGCUUUAACUCCAGAAGCUGCAUCCAUCCCAGCAGUAAAACUAAAAAAUGUUAGCCGACUAAGAACAGAACACCAAGUGUAUGAGCUUCCUGAUACACACCCUCUGUUGGAUGGGCUGGACCGAAGAGAACCUGAUGACCCAUGCAGUUACCUUCUUGCUAUAUGGACUCCUGGUGAAACAGCAGAUUCGAUUCAACCACCAGCAGGACCAUGUAACAACCAGGAAUCAGGUGGAUUAUGCAGUGAUGAAACCUGUUUUGCAUGCAGCAGCACAAGGGAAGCACAAUCCCAAACUGUUCGAGGGACUAUUUUGAUACCCUGCCGGACUGCUAUGAGAGGGAGUUUUCCACUCAAUGGGACAUACUUCCAGGUUAAUGAGGUGUUUGCAGACCAUGCUUCUAGCAUAAACCCACUCAACAUACCUAGAUAUUUGUUGUGGAAUUUGCCAAGGAAAACAGUGUACUUCGGAACCUCUGUAACUUCUAUAUUUAGAGGUAUGGAAACUAAAGACAUCCAGUUUUGCUUCUGGAGAGGUUUCGUUUGCGUGAGAGGAUUUGACCGGGAGAGCAGAUCUCCAAGACCACUUAUGGCGAGGCUACAUUUUCCGCCAAGCAAGUUAUCCAGAGGGAAAGAGAAGAAAGAAAGCGAGUAGAUUGUAACACUCAUUGAACACGGAAUUCGGGUUCAUGUAACAGGCUCAACUUUGUAACCAUUAAUCUUUAACUGCUAAUGAGAGUGACUGAUUGUUUUUCUUCAUCA
Molecule: messenger RNA, 4929 nt
Organism: Daucus carota subsp. sativus
Lineage: Eukaryota; Viridiplantae; Streptophyta; Magnoliopsida; Apiales; Apiaceae
Product: DNA glycosylase/AP lyase ROS1
Exons: 20
Coding region: 200-4822 (1540 amino acids)
Biological process (GO): base-excision repair
Molecular function (GO): 4 iron, 4 sulfur cluster binding; DNA demethylase activity; DNA N-glycosylase activity
Source: RefSeq, a predicted model, not a curated record